Molecule: messenger RNA, 2277 nt
Organism: Argentina anserina (silverweed cinquefoil)
Lineage: Eukaryota; Viridiplantae; Streptophyta; Magnoliopsida; Rosales; Rosaceae
Product: cation/H(+) antiporter 4-like
Exons: 3
Coding region: 1-2277 (758 amino acids)
Biological process (GO): proton transmembrane transport; regulation of pH
Cellular component (GO): membrane; endomembrane system
Molecular function (GO): antiporter activity
Source: RefSeq, a predicted model, not a curated record
AUGGCAGGGAUGGCUGGAAACACGACAUCACCGGUACCGCAAUCUCAAAUGUGUAUAGAAUUACCUCCGGAAAUACAUUCGCAGGGAAUCAUAGGUCUUCGCAAAGGCGGUCCAGGAAUGAACUUCAGUCUUCCGACGGGUAUAGUCCUUGGCCCUUCACUCUUGGGAGCCUCUGAGUUAUUCAAGAAGCACAUAUUUCCUCGUAAAAAUAAAACAAUAAUUGAAGUGCUUGGUGAGAUUGGUUAUGAACUCUUUUUGUUUCUAGUUGGAGUAAGAAUGGACCUGGAACUGAUAAGAAAAAGUGGGCGCAAAGUCGUGUUCACCGGUAUUUUAUGCCUGUUAGCCCCUUUGAUAACAAGUAUGGUCCUCCAAAAACUGCUCAUGACCAUGACCACUGUGUUUAAGCUCACCAAAGAUCAAAUGUAUAAGCUUCCUUAUAUAACGUCAUCAUAUUGCAUGACUUCGUCUCCCGUCAUUGUUCUCCUUCUUGAAGAACUGAAUCUCCUGAAUUCCGAAAUCGGUCGACUAGCUGUGGCUGCAUCAUCAAUCAGUGAAUUAUUCAGUACUCUGGGUAUCGGUUUCUCCGCCGUAUUGUACAGAAUGGCCAAGGUGAAAGGUGUCGUUGCAACUUUACUAGUGUUCACCGCAGUUGUUGGCCCAACACUAGCAUUUCUGUUCAUAUUCCGACCGAUGAUGUUUUGGGUGAUUAGGCAGACCCCGCAAAACAAACCUGUUAAGAAAGGUUACGUCAAUACCAUACUCGUGGUGAUGCUAUCUGUAGCGAUACUAUCACAUUAUUAUGGCCAUACUUUCCAUUUCAUGAUCUUCAUAUUGGGUCUGUCUGUCCCAGCUGGACAACCUUUGGGAUCAACUAUUGAAGAAUUGCUCCACGUCUUCACUUCUCAAGUGCUUCUUCCCAUUUAUGUGACUGUAUAUUCAAUGAGAGCAAAUUUUCGGAUGGUCAAUUUCAGUGACCCGGCCACAGUGAUCACGGCUAUCGUCAUCGUUUCCAUUUUCGUGACCAAAGUUAUAGGCACCAUGGUUGCUCCAUUGUAUUGGAAAAUGCCCUUGAAUGACGCAUUUGUGCUUGCUCUCAUCCUAAGCUCCAAAGGCAUUGUCCAAGUUUCUAUCUAUGGUCGAUUCAAAAACGAUCAGACUGCAAGCGAAUCGAUAUAUGCUUUGGCUCUUGCUAGCAUUCUUGUGACUGCAACGCUUGUGCCCCUUAUUGUGAAACGUCUGUACGAUCCUGCAAAGAGAUAUGCAGCCUACGAAAGAAGAGAUAUUAUGCAUUUGAAACCCAAUGCUGAGCUCAAAAUUCUUGCCUGCAUUCACAGGUCAGGUAACAUUCCUGCAAUCAUCAAUCUACUUGAUGCUGCAUGCCCAUCCAAAGAAAAUCCCAUUGCUAUUUAUGUUCUUCACCUCAUGGAAUUAAUUGGAAGAAGCUCUCCAGUUUUUAUCUCGCACCAAAUGCAGACAAAGAGCAUUUCCAAUGCAUACUCGGACAAUGUCGUCCUUUACUUCAAUGAGUUUGUGAGAGAAAAUCUUGGUGCUGUUACUUUAAACGUAUUCACAGCAAUCUCUCGACCAAAAUACAUGCAAGAAGACAUAUGCACACUAGCAAUGGACAAUCUCACAUCCCUAAUUGUGCUCCCGUUUCAUCGAACAUGGACGAUUGACGGGUCUAUCGAUUCAGAAGACAAUGCAAUAAGGGCACUAAAUCGCAAUGUACUCGAAAGAUCUCCUUGCUCUGUGGGCAUCCUUGUGGACUGUGGCCAUUUAGGUCGGUCCACCUCUGUUGUGGCUUCGGGACGAUCAUUCUCCGUGGUUGUCAUCUUCUUCGGUGGGGCAGAUGAUAGGGAGGCAUUAACAUUUGCGAAAAGAAUGGCAUGCGAGUCGAUGAUUAGCUUAUCUGUGAUCCGAAUCGUUGCCAUGAAUAAUGGUUUAUCUACCGGUGGGGGUGGGGAAUGGGAUAAAAUACUUGAUAAUGAGAUGUUGAAGGAGCUUAAACACAGUCAGGUUGGUGAAGGGUCUGUGAAAUUUUCAGAGGAGGUUGUGAAAGAUGGACCGCAAACAACAGUACUACUGAAGUCUGUAGUGGAUGACUAUGAUCUAAUUAUAGUUGGAAGAAGGUUUCAGGUAGAGUGCUCUCAGACGGCAGGACUGAACGAAUGGAGUGACUUUCCCGAGCUAGGUACUAUAGGAGACCUACUUGCAUCACCUGAUGUAAAUUGUAAAGCUUCAAUUCUGGUGAUAAAACAUCAACAACAGAUCACUUAA